Messenger RNA from Leptomonas pyrrhocoris, 1261 nucleotides. RefSeq names its product cystathionine beta-lyase putative (CD). Gene Ontology annotation, biological process: transsulfuration. Lineage: Eukaryota; Euglenozoa; Kinetoplastea; Trypanosomatida; Trypanosomatidae. The coding region runs from base 68 to 1261 and encodes 397 amino acids. The transcript has a single exon. The record is from RefSeq and is a predicted model, not a curated record. Gene Ontology annotation, molecular function: pyridoxal phosphate binding.
AGAGAUGCGGUGUGCGCUCUUCUCUUUGACAGGAAAUUAACAGCAUAGAAUUAAACACAGAGAAAAAAUGACAGACAGGUCUGCCGAGCGCAGAGUGGAGACGACGCUGACCCGCGUUGGCCGCUGCAGCGAGGAGCAGUACGGCUUCAUCAACGCUCCCAUCUACCGCGGCUCCACCACCCUCUACAGAACCUUCGAUGACGCCAUGAACGCGCGUGCCCCUUUCAUGUAUGGCACGCACGGCAACCCCACCGUGGCCCAUCUACAGAGCGCGUGGACGGCGCUGACGGGUGGGGCGGGGACGGUGAUCUUGUCCUCCGGCAUGGCGGCCGUUUCCUUUGUGCUGCUCGCCGUCGCGAAGUCAGGUGACAACGUCCUCGUCAUGGACACCGCCUACAUGCCAACGCGGCGCUUCUGUGAUGAGUUCCUGCGCGACAUGGGCAUCACCACCACCUACUACGACCCCCUCAUCACCGCGGAGGAGCUGCGCUCGUUGCUGACAAAGAUGCCCAAGACGACCGCGCUCAUUAUGGAGUCUCCCGGAUCGCAGACGUUUGAGGUUCAAGACGUUCCCACCCUCACGACGGUCGCGAGAGAGUUUGGCGUGACCAGCGUGCUCGACAACACGUGGGCCACCCCGCUCUUCUUUGACGCACACGGCAAAGGCUGCGACAUCUCUGUGGAGGCAGGCACGAAGUACCUCGGCGGGCAUUCCGACCUCCUCCUUGGCAUGGUCUCUGCGAAUGCGGCGUGGUACCCAAAGAUCAAGCACACCCUCUCGCUGUGGCAGUGCACGCCGGGUAACGAGGACUGCUUCCUGGCGCUGCGUGGGCUGCGCACCUUGUACAUCCGCCUUAAGGAGGCUGAGAAACGCGCGCUGGACCUCGCACAGUUCCUGCAGAACCGCGAGGAGGUGCUGCGUGUGCUUCACCCUGCCUUUCCCGAAUGCCCGGGUCACGAGAUCUGGAAGCGCGACUUCACCGGAUCUUCCGGGCUUUUCUCCAUCAUUCUUCGUCCCCAAUACACCCUGAAGGACGUGGAAAGGAUGUUGGAUGGGCUGCAGCUCUUUGGAAUGGGCUUUUCCUGGGGCGGGUUUGAGAGCCUUAUCAUGUACUACGACUGCACAGCCAACCGCACCGCUACCACGUUUGCUCCUGGUGGUCUGCUCAUUCGCAUUCAGGUGGGCCUUGAAAACUUGGAAGAUCUCAAGAGAGACCUCGUCGAUGGUUUCAAGCGCCUUCGUGGUGAGCACCAACACUAA